This is a messenger RNA of Dendronephthya gigantea, 4694 nucleotides long. RefSeq names its product zinc finger protein 593-like. The transcript is spliced from 3 exons. The record is from RefSeq and is a predicted model, not a curated record. Bases 118 to 504 code for a protein of 128 amino acids. Gene Ontology annotation, molecular function: zinc ion binding; nucleic acid binding. Lineage: Eukaryota; Metazoa; Cnidaria; Anthozoa; Malacalcyonacea; Nephtheidae.
AUAAUUUGCCAUGUGUGUUUGGUAAUUUUCAACGAAUUUCGCUGUAAAAAUCAUUCAAGACAACGAUAAAAACUUUCGCUUGAUCCUAAAUAAUAUAUUUUUAAAAUUAUUACUAUAAUGGGGCGUCUUCGCCGCAAACGAAUGCAUAAAAAUAUCAAGGAUCAGAAGAAAAAAUACAGAACUAAACGUAGAACUAAAGACAUUGAUCAAAUCCACGCUGAUUUAGAACCCGAGAACUCGGAGAAAUUAUUGUCACAGAAUGAUCCUGAUCUUCCUGGCAGUGGGCAAUAUUAUUGCCUUGGAUGUGCAAGACAUUUUGUCAAUAAAAUAUCACUUACAAAUCACAUGAAAUCCAAGAACCACAAGAAAAGAUUAAAAGAGCUGAAGGAGAAACCAUAUGAUCAUAAAGAAGCAGAAACAGCAGGUGGAAAAGGAUCAUAUACUGUUGCAUCAACUAAGCCUUUAUUGGAGGACACCAGUAUGGAGACUGUGCAAGACAAGUGAAAAGAAAAGUUUCUUCAGCUGACUUUCCACCAUUGUAAGUACUGUAACAGAUUCAUUAACACUCAAAGGUGUUUUAUACAACAUCUUGAGCAUUAAUUCAUGCUCAUGACCUUUAAAAUGUAUAAAAAGGUAGCUCUAUUUUGCUACUGCUAAAGGAUUCCUGCUAAGCAGGUACAAAUACUUUCUAGACGGAUUGUGAAAAUAAUUUUAAGUGAUAAUUUCAAGUAAAGGCCUUUUCUUGCUGUUGGACCUUUGCAAGGCUUUUUGAAUUAUCAAUACUGCAACUUAUACUAAGUAUAUGCCUUAGUUGGCAAGUACAUUACACCAAGCAGUAAAAUGCUUGAUUAAAACAAAAAUAAGGCCUUUUUAUACCCAUUCUGUCAUGUACGUAUAUUGCAGGCCUUUUGGAAAGGAGGUGGUUGAAUUGCUUGAUUGAAAAGUUCUAGAACACCAUUUGUUUAGUUGGCAAGCAAUUUCCGGUAUAUAAAUUGGAGGUGAAAACCCUGCUUUUAAAUAGAAACUUUGGCAAACUACAUGCACAUGCUAAAUUUUUAGAAGCCAGUAAAUUAUAUUCCCUCAUUCCAAAAAUAAGAUUGUGCAAUUGGUGGGUGAGUUUAACAAAAGGCAAUACUGGAAAAGAUAAUUAUCCGCUAAAUUGUUGAAAGAAAAACAAUUUUAUAGGGAGAACUUGGUAAAGGAUGAAAAAAAACUCUGAUAAAAAGUAUACACAAUGCUGUUGUGAAGUGUUGUAAUAUUUAGCUAUUCAAAUUGGUUUUGUUUACAUGGGGUAUAUACCGCUAUUAUUUUAAAAAAGAGCUGAGUACUUCGCUAAAAUUGAGUUCGAGUCCGCUGUCAAUUUAUCCCAGUGUACUAUUAUCGUCAACUUGAAACAUGUAAAAAUCCAAAAUUUCAGACUUGUGUCUUAAAUAGCCUUUCAUUUAUCGGAUUUUGUAGUUUGGUCAUUUCUCUCAAAAAUAGGCAUGGCCCGAACAAAAUUUCUUAGGUAGCGGAUCAUAAAAUUAUUAAUUAAACCCUGGUUAUUUGCUGUAUGUUCAUGAAUAUUGGGUACUUACCCAAUUUGAUGGUGUAGAAUGCAAAAAAUAACACUUAAAAUUGAAUAAAGCCUAUAGGUAAUAUGUUAUUGUCAUACAAAUUGAAUUUUUUACAUGAUAGAGCUUAUUUGACAUGGUAGAGCUUAUUUGACAUAACCAUCUUAAAGUGCACAUGUUCAUUAGUAUUUCAGGCAAGUUUCAUCAAUUGUUCUUCAAGACCUUAAAAGUUACAUCGACUUGAGUAGAUAUACCUCAAUUCAGGUUUUUAGACUUGCACAAAAUUAUAAUAGCUGCUGAUAGUUCAUCAGUAUUAUACUGAUAGCUAAGAAUGUGAUGGUAAUGUACUGUAAUAGUUCUUUUACAGUACUGUUAAAGGCUGAAAUAUUGAUGCUUGAUUUACACACUGUUCAUUACUACAUACACACUGUUCAUUAAUAUAUUCAGGAGAAAAAUGUGCCAAAAUGAGAUCACAGUACAUAUAAACAAAAAUUUUAAUACAAACCAAGAAUAAAUGAAUGCUGAUAAGGCAAGGAUUUAUGUAAAUGAAACACAAGACAAGACAGAUAAUUAUGCAAAUUCGCAAGAAAUUUACCAUCUUUUUGAGAGCCAAAGCUAUUUCGGUCCAGAGCUUUUUCGCGUUUGUUUCUGUCUUUGUAAUCUGCCAACGAUGCGUCAUAAAGAAAUGGAUAAUCCUACCACAAAUCUAUACCAAUUUGUCGUCGAGAAUCACUUCAUUCACAACCUCCAUGUGCGCCGCCAUUAUACUGCUUGUGGAAUUACGCAUGCGUAUUAAUGACAAUAGCCAAUAGGCUACCAAUGCCUGCGCUAAGUUCGUUCGGUGUCCCCACAUUAGACGAAAACGACGUGCGAAAAGUGCGCGGCGAAAAAAAUAUCAAACAUGUUUGAUAUCGAGCGCUAUUGCCGCAGGAGCAUUUUUCGACUGCGCACCCGGCGAAUUAUUCGCGGCGGAAUUAGCGCAGCGCUGUUUUCGCCUAGUGUGCGCCUUGCUUAAAGGUCCAAACUCAUAAUUUUAGUGAAAUCCUUGUCGGAUAUUUCAUACAUCCUUCCCGUCGUUGUUUCAGGCGUGUACGCUUUGCAAAUGAAUUUGUCAAAUGGCACCCAACACAGAUCCUCUCUUGCUGGAUCUUCUAUUUGGUCCAUGAGGGUGCAUGAAUUUUACAAGAAUAUCCUGCUGUUCUUCAUCAAUCUUUAUCACUAAUCCAACCCACCAAUUUGAGUCAUAUUGGCAGGCAAUAAAUUCCAUGAUCUUGACAUCAGAAAUUUUGUCCGCCAACACAAUGUCAAAAACUUGAAUGUGCCAACAGAAACUUCAUCAUCACUUAUACUCUCUUGUAAGAAACUUCCCCUUCAGAAACUGACGCGAAAUAAAGGUAACUUCUUGUGCCAGGAAUUGUUUUUCCACUUUCAAACCUGGUAACCCACAUUUACCUGGUGCCAUGUUUUCCUUUACACCCUUGAUGCUAGACUCGCAAUACUGGAACAUUUUGUCCAUGGGCAAUAUUUGGUCAUCUGACGGUCUUUACGGACUUGCUCUUGCAAGUCUAGUCUUUCACCGUUUCUCCAAUACCAUCACUUGGGGACUUAUUGCAAAGAAACUAGUUGUAAAGAAAGACCACCUUGCAGUUAUUCCAAAAUCAAUGAAAUGGUGGCAAAGAUUUAUGAUGUUCUUAAAGUUUUUGUACUGUCCAGCACAACCAUCUGAAAAAUAUGUUAUUAACACGAGGAUGCUCACUCUUCAAAUAUUUGACAACUUCUGCUUGCACUUGAUAGACGAAAGGAGUGUCAUGUUCCAUGUCAUCGGAUAUCACACAUAGCUACUCACACUGGAGUUUUCCAUCCUUCAUGUGGUACAAGGCACAUUUGGACCAUAAACUGAUAAUUUUCAGCGAAGUCCAACAAGGCAAUGGAUGCAGUUCCAGACAAAUUGUGUUUUCGAUCCUUCAGGUACCGAGCUUGACAUUUGGCAAUAUAAGAAUGGAAUGUUAAAUUACUGAAGAAGCUCACGAAACUCUUACAUCUCUUGCAGCAUCUCUUGAUAGAUCUUGUUCAAUUUCUGUGAUAUCCCCUAUGUCACCUUCGUCAUCUGCCUCUACAGGCUUGACCAUUUCUGCCUCAUCUGUUGCCUUCUGGAAACAGUUCUGCAUAGUUGCCAGCCAGGUAUUCAAUCAAGCCCUUUCUCCAGGCCCAUAGGAAGCAAUUUUUUAUUUGGGGGGGGGGGGGGGCUGAGGCCGAGGAUGGAAAGUCUCAUUUUGGUGAUAGAAAUAGAAUCAAUCAAGCCACUCGUCAACCCCAACUGGCUAUGUUAGUGAACUAUCGCUAAUCAAAUGUUAAAAGGUUUCUAACAUUUAAAAAAGACUGUUUUUAAAUCUAAUUCGUCUGUUUUAUCUUGAUGCACGUGAAUCACCAUUAAGUUGUUGAGUCGAUUAUCUCCUUUAGUAGAUCGAAGGUACGUUUUUAGCCGUUUCAAAGCUGAAAAGCUUCUUUCACUAACUGCAUUCGUGGCCGGAGUAACCAGGAGAAGUUUUGCCGGUGUAACCACUUCAGACAACAAACGUUUUUCAGCGUUUUUCCUCUUGAAGAAGGACAAAAUUGACUUGUGGUUUCCAGACGACAUCACAAAUCACUGACUUGCUAGUUUAAUUAUAUAGUUACCAGCAAUCAAACAUAAUUUAAACUUGUUUGUAAAUCAACAAGUUGAACCUAUUGGGGGGGCUGACGACCCCCCAACCUCCGGUAGCUACGGGCGUGUUCUCUCUUAGUUGCUUUGCAAGAGGAAGGGUUAUAACAUGGCCACCCUUGGCCUUGACUUUAUGGGAAUUAAAAAUAUUACAACAUUUGUUGAAUCGUCUUUCAAACACGCGCCCAAACAACUUGCUGUGGUGAAUACAAAUAUAGUCAUAUUUGCUUUAUCCUGGGAAGCUGUAUUCGGAUUGGCUGUUAGCUGAAGGAGUUUCCCUUGAGCAUUUUUAAAAUGAAUAAAUAAAUGAGUAUACGAACAAUCAACAUGAGCAAUUCGGCAGUGGUGACAUUCGUGCCAAGUGGUUGCAAUGGUUACGGUGGUUACAAUGGUUGUGGUGGUUGCAAUGGUUGUGGUAAUUGCAAUGGUUGUGGUGGUUG